Messenger RNA from Phycomyces blakesleeanus NRRL 1555(-), 834 nucleotides. RefSeq lists its product as hypothetical. Lineage: Eukaryota; Fungi; Mucoromycota; Mucoromycetes; Mucorales; Phycomycetaceae. The transcript is spliced from 6 exons. The coding region runs from base 1 to 834 and encodes 277 amino acids. The record is from RefSeq and is a predicted model, not a curated record.
AUGUGGGGACCUCAGAUCUGUAUACUGGUAGAAAGCUAUGCUGUUUGCUUACCUCACAUUGGCAACUACUUGAUUAAAAAGCUUUGGAUUAGUCAAUAUGUAGAAAAACAAGAGUGCAGCACAUCAUAUAACCUUCAGCAACACAUUCAGACACAUGACAUAGCAAUCUCUUCGGAUUCUUUGACUGAAAACGCACCCAGCCUUAAUGUUAGAAGCAUUCCUAAUUCUGAGAGAGAAUUUAAUGUUGUCAAAUAUAAUCAAGAAGCAUUGUUUCCAGCUGAUAUUUUGAUUAUGAUUGAAGAAGAACAAGAAGAAGCCAUGGGAGAAAAUAUCUCUUCUCUUAGAGAAAGAAUAUUCAACAUGACAUCAUUGAAAAUUAACAGUAACAAGGAAUCAGAUAUCUCUACCCUGGCUUUUGAAGAUUGCCAAUCCCUUUUGGAUUGUUCUGCUGCUUCAGUUUUGCAAGCAUUUGUUGAUGGCAAUGACAGCAUGAUCUCAGUGUCAAUGCUUACAAAGGUCAUGUAUACCAUCAAUUUGUUGUUUGAGUUGAAGAAAAGAGCAGACAAGACCAAAGUAGAUUUCAAGCUGCCAAAACAUAAUAAGUUCAACAAGGUCCCUCUGUUCCCUACUACUAUCAAAAAAGUAACUAUCAAAGCUACUUCGAAUUUGGGUUCAGGAAUCACUGGUCAAGUGAAAACCAUAGACUGUCAUUUCAACUUACCUUUGAAUCACUUGCGUGUUCUCUUAGCAAACACCCAAAAGGCCUCUUAUCUUUCAGCCCUUCUAGACUACACCAAAAAUCAGUGUCUUUCUGUCCAGCAAGAAGAAAAAUGA